Messenger RNA from Neocloeon triangulifer, 842 nucleotides. Its product is annotated as cuticle protein 7-like. The transcript is spliced from 2 exons. Gene Ontology annotation, cellular component: extracellular matrix. NCBI's taxonomy places the organism in Eukaryota, Metazoa, Arthropoda, Insecta, Ephemeroptera, Baetidae. Bases 147 to 689 code for a protein of 180 amino acids. The record is from RefSeq and is a predicted model, not a curated record.
AUCGACAUUCCCUUAGCCAAUUCAGGUGCAGAGUUUUUUGCCACUUUACAUCCGCCCCACUAUUAUAAUUUAAGACCUAUAAAAGGGUUCUGCGGCGCAGGUCAGACAUCAAACUCACCCAAGCCUCCCAAGCAAACACAACCAACAUGGCCUUCAAGCUCAUCACCGCCCUUCUGCUGGUCGCCGCUCCCUUGAGCCUGGCGCAGUACGGAGGCUACCGUGCCGCCCCCGCCCAGGCCUAUGAAGAGCAGUACGCCCCUGCCGAGUACGCCUUCGAGUAUGCCGUGCACGAUGACCACACCAAGGACAUCCACUCGCACAAGGAGUCCCGCAAGGGUGACCUGACCCAGGGCGAGUACAGCCUGGUCGAGCCCGACGGCACCAUCCGCACCGUCAAGUACCACGUGGACGGCAAGAGCGGCUUCAUCGCCGAGGUCAUCCGCUCCGGACACGCCGUCCAUGACGUCGCCAAGCCCGUCUACGUCGCCAAGCCUGUCGUGGCCGCCUACAAGCCCAUCGUGGCCACCUACAAGCCCGUUGUUGCCGCCUACAAGCCCGUCGUGGCCGCUCCUGUCUACGCUGCCGCCCCCGCCGCCACCAGCUACGUCCAGAGCCAUGGCUCCAGCAACCAGUACAGCAACCAGUACAACAACCAAUACAACAACCAGUACAACAGCCGCCGCUACUAAAUUUCUCUCCUCGCAGAGGAACUAUUCUUAAGCUUGUGAUACAGCAUUGCAUAUUCUGCACUCAUCUUUGUUGACCAUCUUACAUCAUCACCACUUUUUUAUGUAAAAUUGCUUAUGACAGAUCAAAAUAAACUUUUUCUAUGAAAAAAUAAA